UACAUAUGUCUGUACGUUUACUAGGAGCACGUGUGAUUGCUGGCUGCUGCAAUUUCGUCGCAGCCGGCGACGUGCGGCUGUAAAUAACUGAUUUGGUUACCAAAACCUAAGAUUCAAUUAACAUAAGCGUCUGAUUUUGCACGCAGCAACUCGUUCCACAGCUGUGACCAUUCAGUCCGGCCGCUCGUCGUUUUUCUGUGUGUAUCGUCGAUUCGAAGUCGUCAACAUGGCUAAAGCAAAGCGGAUCGGAGCUAAGAAAACAAGCUCUUUCAACAAGGGAACUCACAGUUUGAACCCAGAUCGGCCCAAGAAAAGCAAUGACUCCACGAUGCGAGACAAGUCGACCAUCAAGCGUCUCCUCAUGUACAAGAACUCGAGACCGUACAGAGACCGCAAGGGCAAGAUUGUCAAGGCCGCACCGUACCAGUCGUGGGUGACGUCUGGCACCGUGGCACGAGUGGCACCAAACCCCAAGUGGUUUGGCAACACCCGCACGGUCAGCCAGGGGGCGCUGCAGCAGUUCCAGCAGGAGCUGGGGCAGGCCAUGCGCGACCCUUACCAAGUGGUGAUGCGGCAGAGCAAGCUGCCCGUUAGCCUGCUGAACGAGAAGGCCAAGAAUGCCAGAGUGCACAUCCUGGACACGGCAAGUUACGAGGCAACGUUUGGCCCUAAAGCACAGCGCAAGAAGCCACGUAUCUCAGCUGGAGACUUGAACGAGCUGGUCCAAGCUGCUGACACCUCUCAAGCGCAACACGAGGAGACCAAAAAGGAUGUUCCAGAAGAGGAGGCAAGGGCUACCGUUCGUCAGGAAAUCAUGGCCAAGGGCCAGUCUAAGCGCAUCUGGAAUGAACUGUACAAGGUGAUCGACUCGUCGGACGUGGUGAUCCAAGUGCUGGACGUCCGGGACCCACAGGGCACACGCAGCCCUUUCAUCGAGCGCUUCAUGCGCAAGGAGAAACCCCACAAGCACCUGGUGUUCGUGCUCAACAAGUGCGACCUGGUGCCCACCUGGGUGACUCAGCGCUGGGUGGCUCUCCUCUCGGCCGAGUACCCCACCAUGGCAUUCCACGCCAGCAUCACGAACCCUUUUGGCAAGGGCGCCCUCAUCAAUCUGCUCAGGCAGUUCUCCAAGCUGCACACGGACAAGCGGCAAAUCAGCGUGGGCUUCAUUGGCUACCCCAACGUUGGCAAGUCAUCGGUCAUCAAUGCCUUGCGCUCUAAAAAGGUCUGCAAUGUGGCACCCAUUGCCGGAGAAACCAAGGUGUGGCAGUACAUCACGCUAAUGCGCAAGAUCUACCUGAUUGACUGUCCUGGUGUCGUCUACCCCACCGGUGACACUGACACGGAGAUAGUCCUCAAAGGAGUGGUUCGUGUUGAGAACAUUGAGGACCCCCAAGACCACAUCCCAGAAGUCUUAGACCGUGUUAGGCCUGAGUACAUCGUCAAGACGUACAAGAUUGACUCGUGGGACAACCCGGAGGACUUCCUCGAAAAGUUGGGCAGGAGGUCUGGCAAGCUGCUCAAGGGCGGAGAACCUGACAUCUCCACAGUCGCCAAAAUGGUGCUGAAUGACUGGCAGAGAGGAAAACUGCCGUACUUCGUCAAGCCACCCGGUGGAGAGGAGUCCACCGUGACGCAGGAGAAUGCGGAGCCCUCCGGUGACAUUGCCAUAGCUGCAAAGGUGCGUCAAGACCUGGACGAAAUCCGGGUGGGCCCGCACUUUGUGGCCGAAGACCUUCAGGCACCCGAUGGUAUCAAGACAACUCCAGGAGCAACUGGCAAGUCCAGGACCAAGGACAAGGCACCAUCCGAAAACUCAUUCAUUGAAGUUGAGAAGUCUUCAGCAGAAGAGAACGAAGGGCACGACUCUAAGUCAGAUUUGGGCCCUGGUGGUCUGUUUGUUGAGUCCGAAUCUUCAGAAGUUGUUCCUCAAAGUGAACAGAAAGGAGAUGUCUCUGAAGGUUCGCCAGCUACUACAGAGCGGGAAAAUGAAGAGAAAGUCGCAAAAACUGCUGUCAAAGAAGUUGCGGGCAGUAUACCUGCCGAAGUGAAGGUACAUUCAGCUGCAGAGAACGAGACCGAGGAGUUCAAGGACUCCUCGAGUGUUCCCAAAAGGGAACAAGCACCAAGUGAAGCUGAGAAGAAUUCCAAUGCGGCACAAGCCGACGCCGUCGGCAUUCCCGCCAAUCGACCACCGGCCAAGAAGCGGAGAAAGUCUGGCGCGGAUUCGCAGCACUGUAGAACUCUGCGAUCUCAUUGGGAGAAAGAUGGCCCAGAGCCCCUGGGCCCAGUUUCUACCGAAGAAGAAACAGAAAACCUGAGAGCGAUGCCCUCGAGCGUAGACAAAGCUCCAGUGGCUGUACCAGCAACUGUGAAUUUGGAAGCGGCCGACUCGUCGGACGAGGAUGACAAACAAAAGAGAGCCACUUCUCUGGUGACCAGCAGCGGCACGUUUGUAGUGAGCUCGAUGGCCAAGCGGAGAAAACCUGUGAGAGAGGACGAUGAGGCACCCGCUAGGCGACUUACCGGCAAAGAGAAGCGACGAAAGAUGGAGGCGAAGAAGGUACGAAAGGUGGGCCACCACUUCUACGACUAUGCCAACGUGAAGAACCGCAACAGGGCCAAGGCGCGCAAGAACCGGGAAAACCAAAAGCUGCUGUCUAGAGGGAAAAUAAAGUCUGUGUAAUUAUUGUACAAAA
Molecule: messenger RNA, 2699 nt
Organism: Rhipicephalus microplus (southern cattle tick)
Lineage: Eukaryota; Metazoa; Arthropoda; Arachnida; Ixodida; Ixodidae
Gene: Ns2
Product: nucleostemin 2
Cellular component (GO): nucleolus
Molecular function (GO): GTP binding
Source: RefSeq, a predicted model, not a curated record